This is a messenger RNA of Ascochyta rabiei, 249 nucleotides long. RefSeq lists its product as uncharacterized. The record is from RefSeq and is a predicted model, not a curated record. The coding region runs from base 1 to 249 and encodes 82 amino acids. The transcript has a single exon. Lineage: Eukaryota; Fungi; Ascomycota; Dothideomycetes; Pleosporales; Didymellaceae.
AUGGCAAUAUUCUUCGCUCUUGUUAUGUCAAUGACUGUCGUAAGGUCGGUAUCGAGGAUGACGGGUUGUUCAGGUACUUCGACUGAGUCAGUUCUGGGGCGCAUCUGUCAGCACGAAGAGAUGUGUUGCAAGAGGAUACGGACAUGCCGUAGAGGGAGAGGGGGAGGGGAAGGGCAUGUCGGGUCCAUAACGAAGAGAAGUCUGCCAGAACAAAUGUUGGCUUGUUACUGCAUCACAAUGAAAUCUUGA